Molecule: messenger RNA, 1804 nt
Organism: Belonocnema kinseyi
Lineage: Eukaryota; Metazoa; Arthropoda; Insecta; Hymenoptera; Cynipidae
Gene: ND-75
Product: NADH-ubiquinone oxidoreductase 75 kDa subunit, mitochondrial-like
Exons: 7
Coding region: 18-1544 (508 amino acids)
Molecular function (GO): oxidoreductase activity, acting on NAD(P)H; iron-sulfur cluster binding
Source: RefSeq, a predicted model, not a curated record
GAACCUACGUAGAAAAAAUGUUCCUCUCCGAAAUGUCCGGAAAUAUAAUCGAUCUCUGUCCGGUCGGAGCUUUGACCAGCAAACCCUACGCUUUCGUAGCCCGACCCUGGGAAAAUCGACGAACUGAAAGCAUUGAUGUACAUGAUGCUGUCGGAAGCAAUAUUGUCGUUACUCAUCGAACUGGAGAAGUACUCAGAAUUCUUCCCCGUGAGAAUGAGCAAGUAAACGAAGAAUGGAUAUCGGAUAAAGUUCGUUUUGCCUGCGAUGGCCUCAAACGUCAAAGGCUCGUCACACCAAUGAUGAAAGUCAACGGCAAACUGCAAAACGUUGAAUGGGAAGACGCUCUCGUUUCGGUUUCCAGAGCCCUGCAAGAUUUGUCAAAGGACAAAUGUGCCGUAAUUGCUGGUAAAAUGGCAGACGCGGAAUCACUAAUGGCGAUGAAAGAUUUGUUGAACAAACUUGGAAGUGAUUUAUUAGCGACCGAGCAAAAUUUUCACGCGGAGGGAGCAGGAAUCGAUCUGAGAAGUAGUUAUCUUCUGAAUAAUAAAAUUAAGAGUCUCGAGGAUUCGGACGUUGUCUUGUUAAUCGGGACGAAUCCGAGAUUUGAGGCCCCGCUGGUGAAUACUCGUUUGAGGAAAGGAUAUCUGCACGCGGAGCUAACUAUUGGACUCAUCGGACCCAAAGUUGAUUUAACGUACAAGUACGAGCACCUCGGUCAAUCAACCGAUACGAUAACUCAGUUGAAGAACGGCACGCAUCCUUUCAGUGAGACUCUCAAGAAUGCCAAAAAACCAAUUGUGAUUUUGGGAGCUGAUCAAUUAAGUCGAAAGGAUGGAGCUAAGAUCCUUGCCGAGACACAAGAAUUGGCUAAGAUUAUCGGAGAAAAAGCAAACACUCCUCCUGAGUGGAAAGUACUUAAUGUCCUUCACACGAACGCUUCUCAAGUAGGUGCGUUGGAUCUCGGGUAUGGAUCUACCAUAGAGGAAGUAAAGAAAGCAGAGCCUAGGUGUCUCUUCCUCUUGGGAGCGGAUGAUGCAAACAUUGAGAAAGUGGACUUUGGAAAAUCGUAUAUCGUUUAUAUUGGAAGUCAUGGCGAUCGUGGCGCGGCAAUGGCGGAUGUCGUUCUUUGUGGUGCGGCCUACACGGAGAAAAAUGCCAGUUUUGCUAAUACGGAAGGCAGAGCUCAGCAAACUAAUGCAGCAAUUACACCACCUGGAAUGGCUCGACCUGACUGGAAAAUCAUCCGAGCACUUUCUGAAAUUUCUGGAAACUGUUUACCGUAUGACACUUUGGCGGAGGUACGUUCUAGAAUCGAGGAGGUAGCGCCACAUUUAGUAAGAUACGGCGAUGUAGAGCCGGCAAACUACAUUAAAGAAGCAGUCGAACUAGCAAAGGAAACCGGAGGAUCUUUCUUGCCAGAUCCUUUGGAAGUUCGGCACAAGACCCUAGAUCAGUUUUUCAUGACGGACGCAGUAGCACGAGCGUCACCAACAAUGGCAAAGUGUGUACAGGCUGCCCUAAAACAGCGGCAAUCCCAAGUGUAAGAUCAAAAAAAAAAAAAAAAGUUUGAAAGGACCAUGUAAAUAGAUGGGAUUCUGUUAUAAUAACAGUAAAGUUGCAAUCAAGUGCAAGAAGAAUAAAAAAAAAAUAAAAUUUAAAAAAAAAUCUCAAGAACCUAUUCAAUCAAGUUUUGAAGGAAUUGUAACAGAAUUCCAUGGAAAGGAUCCCACUAGUUGGCUUACUUGUAUGAUAGUGACUGAUAUACUAAGUUAUUUAAAAUAAAAUGAAAGCAUUAUUUCGCAAA